This is a messenger RNA of Scheffersomyces stipitis CBS 6054, 735 nucleotides long. It is a transcript of the gene GRX3, whose product is annotated as monothiol glutaredoxin. The transcript has a single exon. The record is from RefSeq and is a predicted model, not a curated record. Gene Ontology annotation, molecular function: 2 iron, 2 sulfur cluster binding. The coding region runs from base 1 to 735 and encodes 244 amino acids. NCBI's taxonomy places the organism in Eukaryota, Fungi, Ascomycota, Pichiomycetes, Serinales, Debaryomycetaceae.
AUGGCCGUCAUCGAGAUCCAGUCGGAAGCUCAAUUUUCCGAGUUGACCAAGUCGGACCCUUCCAAGCUUAUUGCGCUCUACUUCCACACACCAUGGGCUGGGCCAUGUAAGACAAUGAACUCUGUUUUUAAGACUUUGGCUGAUUCUAAAGCGGCCGAUCCAACUAUCCUCUUUCUCAGCAUUAAUGCCGACGACCUCUCGGAAAUAAGUGAGGUUUUUGAAGUUUCCGCUGUUCCAUACUUCAUUUUGAUCCGCAACUCGACCAUAUUGAAAGAGUUAUCGGGCGCUGACCCCAAGGAAUUUAUAAACGCUUUGAACCAGUUUUCAAACUCAGCUCCGGCUGCUGUUGCUGCCGCCGCAAAGGAAGAAGCUCCUAUUAAUAAUGGUGUAGGAAAUGGAGCUGGAGAUGUUUCUGAAUCAGAAGAAGCCCUUGAUGAAAGAUUAAAGAAGUUGACUGCAGCCGCUCCAAUAAUGUUGUUCAUGAAAGGUUCGCCUUCCUCGCCUCAAUGUGGCUUUUCCAGACAAAUGGUUGCUAUCUUGAGAGAACACCAGGUCAGAUUUGGAUUUUUUGAUAUCUUGAAGGACGACUCCGUCAGACAAGGCUUGAAGAAGUUUAGCGACUGGCCCACUUUCCCUCAAUUGUAUAUCAACGGAGAGUUCCAGGGAGGUUUGGACAUCAUUAAGGAAAGUAUUGAGGAAGAUGACCAGUUCUUCGAGAGAGCUUUGGCUGCGUAA